AUGUAUGUCUCCUCCACCAUUCCAUACCUGCCUCCCAGCUGCUGUGUGACUGUGCUAUCAAAAUCAAGUCAGUUCAAGCGAGUACUGCCUUUUAUUGGUGUCUCUCGCCUCCAAGAUGAAGUGCGGAAUGCGGCGGCGGUGCCAACAACUCCCGCUGGCCCCUGCAGAGAGACUGCGGGAUUCGAAGCGAGACAGCACACACCGCGUGCAACUGUCCUUCGCCUCACCUGCGCCUCUCGUGUCGGAUGCAGUGCACAGGGGGGAGGCAGACGACGAGGAGGAAGACGACAGGAGAACGGAGACCCGAGUGCCCGUGCCCCAUCCUCACCUGCCAACGUCAGCACAGUUGAAGUCGUCGCUGUCGGCGGUGACCGCUCGGACAGGUGGAGACCGUGGGCGACGAGAUGUGGUUGGCGACGUGGGCCUGCCGCUUGCUGUUGGAGCUGCUGCUGCUGUACAUACCCAGAACUGCUCACUGUGCGUUCCCUGUGGGGCUUGACCACCAGAGGUGCAGCCACCCCGCACCUACCCGGCCUUGUUAGUCCAGCCCUGGGGUCUGCAGGCCUCCCUCACCCUCACUCUCUUGGAGGCCCGUUUCCGCCAGCUGUGGCAGCGGGACUGUCCCUGUCUCAUGGGCUGCUGACGACCGGAAGCCGCGACCCACUAAGCAUCUACCCCUGGUUGCUGGCACGACCAGGCCACUGCUAUGGUUACACCUACCCUGGGUCCGCAGAAGCCAGCUUUCUCUUUCAUCCUUAUCGGAACCAAGCGGAUCCGAACAGCCUUCUCGCCAUCACAGUUACUGAAGCUGGAGCAAGCCUUCGAGCGAAACCAUUAUGUUGUUCGGGCAGGAAAGGAAGGACCUUGCCUCCAAACUAGGAUUGACGGAAC
Molecule: messenger RNA, 891 nt
Organism: Pomacea canaliculata
Lineage: Eukaryota; Metazoa; Mollusca; Gastropoda; Architaenioglossa; Ampullariidae
Exons: 3
Coding region: 1-879 (292 amino acids)
Source: RefSeq, a predicted model, not a curated record